Messenger RNA from Juglans microcarpa x Juglans regia, 765 nucleotides. RefSeq lists its product as uncharacterized. Lineage: Eukaryota; Viridiplantae; Streptophyta; Magnoliopsida; Fagales; Juglandaceae. The record is from RefSeq and is a predicted model, not a curated record. The coding region runs from base 143 to 499 and encodes 118 amino acids. The transcript has a single exon.
CCCUAUAUAAACAAGUGCACGCAAUCUUAAAGAAUUUGCUCCAAAACUGAAUCAACCUUUUUUACAAUAGAAACUCUCCUCUCUCGAGUCUUAAGAUCAGAGAUAUUAGAGAGAGAGAGAGAGAGAGAGAGAGAGAUCAGACAUGGCUUUGAAUUGGCUUCUUCAUUCUGCAUGUCAAAUUUUAGGGUCACCAAAGGACACAAAGAUGCACUGUAACCCUACUGUUGGGCACCCAAAUGAAGGAAGCGUGCAAGGAGAUCAUGUCAACAGCUUAAAGGUCCCUAAUGGAGGGCAGGCUGGUGGGAAGGAAAUACAGCCUGCAGUUUCGGUGUUCCAAAUGCCUCUGCACUACCCUCGAUUCAACAAGGCAGAAUACGAGAUGAUGGAGGAGUGGAAAGUGGACCUUCUUCUCCAGCAAUAUGGGCUCAAAUUUAAGGGCAAUCUUGAUGAAAAGAGGGCAUUUGCCAUGGGUGCAUUCUUAUGGCCUGAUCAGUAUUAGUUAACCAAGUUUAUUUAUUCCAUGCAGGUUUCUGUUUCAUGAAAAAUAUGAAGGGGACAUUAAUCUUGCUGCUGGUCAUCACUGAUGCCAAUCUCUUAUAAUCUAUUGUACUGGUUUUGUAGUAUUUUAUAAGAUAUGAUUGAUCAGGAUCAUGUAUAUAUAUUGUAUGAUUUUUAGUUACUUAUGUUUUGUGUCAUAUGUGUGCUUCAAUAAAUGACAUCUUGCACGUGUAUUGCACUAUAUAUAUAAUCUUGUGGUUGUAAUUA